CAAGCAAAACAAAAGGGUUUUCUCAUCAUCAUCAUCUUCUUCUUCUUCCUUGGAUAUGUUGGCUGAAGUUGCAACCCAACAAUUGAUGGAGUUGGGGAAUGGGAAUGGACUCACAACCAAGUGGGUUUUUGACGAAAAAGCUGUUCUUGCAGAAUUCAUCAGUUUCUGUGCUAAAAAGAAAAGGUCAGAGUUCAAAACAUUCCACUUCAGUGACAUUAACAUACCCAAGAAGAAAAGGUCAAGUAUGAGGAGGACUCAAAGAAGGUUUUUGCCACAUGCUUCUCAUGAUUCUGUCCUAAGUAUAAGUUGUAUGAAUAUGAAAAGGAAGAGGCUUUCUGCUCAUUCUGGGAGUGAUCAUGGUCAUGAAGACAACAACAAUGAAGCACUAGUGCAAAAGAAACAAAAGCUGGUUCAUGUCAAAAGUACUGCAGAUGUAAAGUCACCAUCAUCACUGAAACGAGAGAUGCCUCAAGACAUGAAAAACAGGAUUAGUAGCAUUGGUGGUGGAGACCUCAAAUUGGUGAUCGAGAAGGAACUUUUUGAUACUGAUGUCGCCGACAAUAACCAACGGUUUUCCAUACCGAUGAAACAAGUUAAAGAGGAUUUUCUUAGCGAAAAGGAUCAGACUGAGUUGAAGCUACGUAAUGGUCACAAUCAGAAGCAUCUUGUUGGUAUACCUGUUAAAGUGUUGGAUCCAUCUCUAAAGGAGUACACUUUACGCCUCAAGAAAUGGACCAUGGGAGGUAGUAUUGUGUACAAUCUGGUUUCAGGUUGGAGAGAAAUUGCCAAGGCAAACAAAUUGAAGACCGGUGAUACACUGCAGCUAUGGUCAUUCCGAGAUGACUCCAACAAGCUUGGCUUUGCACUUGUUAAAGUUAGCACCACAACAAUGGAGGUUGAUCAAAGUGGACCUGGUGCAAGAACCAGUAGCCAAAAUGGGACAAACAGUCACACUCUCUCAACUGCCAAAGUAAAUUCACUGAAGACAUCUGAUGACACAGUGCAGUGUUGGUCGAUCAAGUGUAAAUCCCAGUUUCGCUUUGCACUUGUUAAGGUUAGCAAGACCAAGGUGGAGGUUCAACAAUGUAGACACGGUGCAAGCACUUGUAGCAGUAGCCAAAAUGGGCAAACGGGCUCCUCCGUUUCAUGUAUCAGCCAUGACUGUUAA
Prunus dulcis (almond) is the source of this 1168-nucleotide messenger RNA. Its product is annotated as B3 domain-containing protein At5g24050-like. The coding region runs from base 56 to 1168 and encodes 370 amino acids. Gene Ontology annotation, molecular function: DNA binding. Lineage: Eukaryota; Viridiplantae; Streptophyta; Magnoliopsida; Rosales; Rosaceae. The transcript has a single exon. The record is from RefSeq and is a predicted model, not a curated record.